This is a messenger RNA of Aspergillus wentii DTO 134E9, 4258 nucleotides long. Its product is annotated as nucleoporin Nup120/160. The record is from RefSeq and is a predicted model, not a curated record. Gene Ontology annotation, molecular function: structural constituent of nuclear pore. Lineage: Eukaryota; Fungi; Ascomycota; Eurotiomycetes; Eurotiales; Aspergillaceae. Gene Ontology annotation, cellular component: nuclear pore. The transcript is spliced from 3 exons. The coding region runs from base 287 to 4258 and encodes 1323 amino acids.
AUAUACAUGAAAAACAAAACAAUGAUAGAACAUAAGAACAAGAUUUAAUUGAAGAUUAAUCCAAGAUCGACAAGGCGGAGAGGCGCGUUGCUGGGCCCGCGCCAAGACUUUGUUUUUUGAGCAGCAACAGAGCUUCAGCUUUCCGCCUUUCAAGUCCCUCUCUGAGGUUGCGAGCGAUUUUACUAUUUCAUUCCACCCCCAACUCUACCGCGGCAGGGAGACCAUGGAGCCCUGAAGUGAACAUCUAUAACCCCGUGGAAAAUCAUCUGUCGUCAAUCUCCCCAUCAUGGCGAAGAUUUACAAGGACACAAGAGUCGACCUCCGGCCGUACUCGCCGAACACAGUCGUCAACAUCCCAAUCCCAACAACACACGAGAGCGCGCAGCGUCGAACCCGAUUCUCCGUCUCCUCCCUUACAGACAGCGAAGAGCCCGCCGCGAAAGAUGAGGACGAAUUCGCAAGACGCUACCUGGCGACUCAAGGGUCCAUCUACUUUCGAAAACGAAGGGCUUAUCCCCGAACGUUCCUGUGGAGGGUUGUCAAUGACAACAAGGUGUUGGAAAUCCAGUGCGUGGAUCUGACCAAGGCUGGGGUUGAAAAAUUUGAAUACAAUGUUACUCUGCGCUUGGACUUUCAGGAGGACAUCAUCCCUUCAGGAGUUGCUUUCGCGGAUUUGGAAGACCAUGAAAUGCUGAGCGUGUUUGUGAUUACGGCCUCUAAGCAACUGCACACUUUGACGCUGCGCCCGGAGUUCUUCCGCAGGACGGCGGCUAUUGAUGAGAAUGUGUCCGAGUGGUGCAAGUCUUGUGUGCCUGCGCCUUUGUCUUUCUCUUACCCUCACCGACUUCAUGCGAGCAGUCCGUUGGAGCUGUUCAUCUCGCUUGAUAAUGGAGCGCUUUUGCGCUUAACUAGGCGAUCUGGCGAUGAUGGCUCGCAUUGGUCCCCUCUUACCUUCGAUGAGAGAACAUGGGGUUCGUCAAUCCGUGGCCUGGUUAGGUGGACGGCGCAACCUUCGAUGAAAUUCCGAGGACGCACUCUCGAUCCAAACUUGGCAAAUGCCAUCGCUACUACAUCAGAUGAGACAUAUGUCUUCGCCGUCUGCUUGAAUCACACCUUGAAAAUUUGGAACCUUGCUACAAAUAAAUUGGCUGCCACCAAGGACUUGUUGGGCCGAAAUAUCCAGCAGCCAGAUUCGACAUCAUAUACUUUGAAUCCAUCUGAGUCGUCCUUUAUUCGGGUUUUCAAUGCGGAGAGAGUGUUGGACGGUGGUUACCGCUACUACAUUGUCACAUACUCGCCAUUCGAGGAUGGGCGCUUUAAAUUCUGGGCUGUGAAGGGGGGCUUGACAUCGCAAUUGAUAAUCGAAGAUCUGUUCCCCGAAGCUUCUUUUCGACCCUUGGAUCCCGACUCCACAGGGAAUAUGUUCUGGAGUAUUGCCGACUUCCAGGUUAAGCCGAUGGAUGAGGGAAAGCGCAUGGAGUUGUGGGUUUUGUGGAGAAACAACAGCCUCUACCAGCUGUACACACUGCACUUCGACUUCCAAACUUUGGAGAAAGAUUGGUCUACAAACUGGGUGUCGACAGCUGUGGAAACUCGCAGACAGGAGCUGCCGCCAGCUAUGGUAUCUGCCGAUGUUGUGGACCCGACAGAAAAGUGGUUGAAGUUCCUUUUGCAACCUAAUAGAUACUUGCCAGAGGUUCUCGAGACUGCUUUGACGAUCUACCAAGAGGCUCUCAAGCCGCUGUCUUCAUCGCCUAUUACUCCGAAGAAAAGCGCCCCCCUGCCAGAACGACUAUGCUCCACAAUCGCGGCUACAGUGUCACUUAGAAAGUACGCAGAAGAUGAUAUGGAUUUUGCACGAUACGGGGUCGACACGGAUGCCAAAUGGCGGCAGUUCUGGCAAAUCGCCGAUGAUAUUAACAAGCGAAGAUUCGAACCGCUCUCACUUUCCUACGACUCCUACUAUGAAGUCCCGUGGAUGCUUCUUUCUGACAGCUGUGCUGUGAUUCGGGAAUGUAGCUCCACUGAGCUGCUUCUUCAUAACUCUGGCACCGAACUUCACUCGGAAGUACCCAAGAUUGUGGAUCGUUGGGACCAUAGGAACCUGGGUACGGAGAUUGGUGAUCUCUUUGCACAGGCAUCUUUUUUGGCGGAUGUUUCUUCAGGGUUCAGGAGGAGGUUCCCAGCCGAGCUUGACACAGCUUGUCUGCGUGCUAUUGAAGCGGAGAUCUAUAGCGAGCCUUCGUCUUCAAUUCCGGAUAGAAUGGAUGCUUUCCGAGAUCGGUGCGACUUUGGGGAGCUGCUCCCCAAUAAGACUUACGAUGGUCUAUUCGCAGCUAUGAAUGCGCAUUUGAAUAUCUAUAACCUACCGAACGAAAUCUUCUACACCCUCAUUGAUACUGUCCCGCUUGGAUUCCCGGGCAAGGACUCAGACCUCCUCGCUACCGCUUUCGGUGUCAGAGUCUCGGUGAAUGGUGUUCAGGAAACAAUCCUACUUACACGCCAAGUUCUAAUUGACCUCUUGGUUCUUGUUGUUUUCUUGGACAGCGAAGUGCAGCAAGAGGAAGAGUCAAAUUUCGACGCGGGGGAUCUAUUCGCAACGCUCAUUUCUCUGCUAAGAGAGUACGAGAUGAUGUCUUGGCUCAGCUCGAAUGUUCGGAAAUGUGCUGACAGGUCUACAAAGACCGCUGCUGACACGACUCCGAGCUUCACUCUGAAGUCUUCCGAAUCGCAGAGCAAAGGUGAGAGAAUGGCGACUAUUUUGGAGGAUCUGUUUGCUACAGACAUCAAGCCGCGUCAAGCCAUUGGGCUGUCUCAAGGGUAUACGUUGACUCUUGGAAUACGAGAUGUUUUGUCUUGGGUCACGCGCCAAGGAGAAGUGGCUUACCCAAAUGCUUUGGUUUACAUCCAGUGCGAUCUCAUUGCGAAAAACAAUAUUGAUCUCGCAUGGGACUUCCUCCGCUUUCAGGCAAGUACCUCUUGGGCGACUUACGUAAAGGGUCGUCUAUACGUGGCUAUGUUUGAAUUUGAUACUGCAGCCAUCUACUUCCGGAAGGCUGCGUAUCUCCUUUCUUGCGGCAAGCCCCUCGGUAAUCUACACGAGAUGUCCUCGACGCUUUUGGACAUUGUUUCGGUGGAUUGCUUCCACAAUGGUCUUCCGAAGUAUUUCCAGCACAUUUUGUCCGUAUUUGAACAAGUGCGCUCUUUCACCCACGUGGCCGACUUUGCUAGCCUUGCAUUGCAGGCGCUUGAAAGCGAGCGCAGGAAUGAGCAAGACCCUGAGUACACAACCUUGCGAACUGACCUCCUCUCGCGUCUGUUCCAUGCGUCUUUGAGAACGUGUCAAUUUGACCAAGCCUACUCUGCGCUCUCUCGCUACCGGGAUCUCGCAUUGCAAAAGUCAGCUCUCAGCUCUCUCAUCACAAACAUUCUGGCUGCAUCAGGACCAGGAACUACCGGCCUCCGACAGAUUCUCCACUUCCCAACUUCGCUAAUCCCCAACGUCGCUUCCUAUGUGGACGAGACUUUAGUUUCGCUCGCCCGAAAGCAGGCUUCAUUCACUCCUUUCUUGGAAGCUGGCAACAAGUGGUCUGACAACAACACCCCUGACUACCAACGAGUUCUGCAAGCAUACCGUAUUGCACGGAGCGACUACCGUGGCGCUGCUGAGAUUGCGUACCGCAAUGUUCAACGCCUACGGGACGCCAGAGAAAGCCCAUCGUCGCAUCUGGUUCUCGGCAAACCCAAGGAAAUCGACGAAUCAAAGCCCACGGUCGAAGAGGACGACCCGGAGAGCAAGGAGAUCAGACACGAGCUUCUGUCCUUGAUCAACCUCCUUGCAUGCGUGGACAAGAGCGAGGCCUACAUUCUCGUAGAGAAGGAAAAGCCCAUCACCCCCACCACCGACAGACGCAGAAGCAUGCAAGCCGACGACGAUGGCAACGUCUUCAUGGACGAUGCUGACAUGGGCUCACCGACACCCUUCUCAUCCAACCGCCGCCUCAGCGCCAGCACGGGUGGGCUGAAAUCCUCCACUCACGGAGACACCAAGUCCUCAACCACCACUGGCGCGACCGGGCCCCAGCACAGUCAUAAUACCGCACCACAGCGACGGGUCAUAGUCACGCUUGACCACCUGCGGCGCGAGUAUCAAUCCGAACUAGACCGAGUGAGCAGGAUCGAAAGGGGUGAUUGGGAGUUUGGGCUUCUUGAUGCCGCUGAUGAGGCGGAUAAUGAUGAAACGAUGGUACUUUCUUAG